Schistosoma turkestanicum is the source of this 1251-nucleotide messenger RNA. NCBI's taxonomy places the organism in Eukaryota, Metazoa, Platyhelminthes, Trematoda, Strigeidida, Schistosomatidae. The record is from the annotation of a GenBank genome assembly.
GGAUUCCAAUUCUUCCAUUGUUCACCAAUGUUAAUUUAUCUUAAUUCUAAUUUACCACUAUCAAUGUACAGAAAUUAUCGAUUUUAUUACAAAUGCAUCAUUUCAAAUGUGUACAAACAAGCUUUUCGGCCUGUUCCAUAUCGAUCUAGUCAUUCAAUGCGAGAAAAAGUCGCUCAGCCAACCAUUCUAUCAUUGAAUACAGUGAAAUAUGCUGAAAAUGAAGCAAUUUGUAAAAAUGUUCAAUUAAUUGGUUGGGUCCAGUCGAUUAGAAAGCAUAAAUCUCGUGUAUUUUUUAAUAUCUCCGAUGGUUCUUCCCCAUAUGAUUUACAAGUUAUCACUCCGCCUAAUGAAAUAACUGAUAAGAUAAAAGUUGGUUCUGCUUUAUCAGUUGAAGGGGAUAUUUAUCCUAUGCCAAAUAUUCAACAUACAUCUUCAUUAUCAAUUGACAAACCUAUGAUUCAAUGUUAUGGAGAAUUACAUGCUAAAAUUGUUCAUAUUUUAGACAAUGACAAUUCACUCCACGACCAAUCCACUAACACUAUUUCGCUUCCUUUCCAACAAAAUACUUCUACAAAUAAUCAAUUGAUAAGUUCCAUUGGCCGACAUAGUCCACGACCGGAUUUAGGAAUUUUACAAUCAUCUGAAGCAUUAUCUAUGCGUCAUAGAUUACCGGAAUUCGGUGCAAUGCUUAGAAUACGUGCUUAUAUUAAACAAAUCAUUCGACAAGUAAUGAGUUCAUGUGAUUAUUUAGAGGUUGAUACACCAAUUCUUACUUCAACCGAUUGUGAAGGUACCGGUCAAAUGUUCAAUGUACAAAGUGCACCUGUAUCAAAUAAUCAACCGAAAGAAUUGAAUAAUAAUUCAUCAUGUAUCUAUUUAACUGGUAGUGCUCAAAUGCAUUUAGAAUCACUUGCAUUAGGUUUAAGUAAAGUUUAUACAUUGAAUCCAACAUUUCGUGCAGAAAAUUCAAAUACACGACAUCAUCUUGCAGAAUUUUAUAUGCUUGAAGCAGAAUCAAUUUAUUUAAAUAAUAUUAAUUCAUUAUGCGAGGAAAUUGAAUUAAUCAUUAAAAAAAUAUGCAAUGAAUGUUUGCUAAUUUAUCCUAAACCAGAAUGUCAUCAAUUGAAUGCUUUACAAAAAUGGAAAUCUAAUUUAAAUGAUUAUACGCAUCUUUCUUCAUUGUGUUCACUGUUUUACUGUUGUUUUACUGUUACUGGUAUGAAUUUUUAUUGUAAAGCUAUGAUUUCAUAG